AUGGAUGCGCGUUCGUCCAGCGCGAUGGACACGCGCGGUUCAAAUUGGGGAGUUCACAAAUUGCUUGAAGAUUUGUUAAGAUUGUCGGAAGAUCAUGACAGUGCUGAUGUUGUAUUUUUAAUUGGAAAAAGUGAGGAAAAGGUGUACGCUCACAGAAUUAUCCUGAUGGCCAGGUGUAAAAGCUUCCGAACUGCCAAACGAGGCGAAGUCUGUCGUAUUCCUGGUUGCUCUGUAUCGCCACCAUCAGCAGGAAAUCCUGCUCAAGUUCGUUUACCACAUGCAAAACCCGAAACGUUCAAAAGACUGAUUGUAUUUUUAUACACAGGCAAAAUCCAGCUCCAGGACACUCGAGUGUUUGAGCUGAUGUCAUUGGCGCAGGAUAUUGGAGCAGAAGACUUGAGAUCAGCCUGCGAGGAACACGUAACCAGCGCCUUGUCGGUUGUAAAUGCUUGUACUUUUUUAAGUGAAGUUAUUGAUAUUCAGGAGCGACCUGCAGGUGUAAAAUGUGCAAUUCCAUUCAUAGAGCGUUGUAUAUCAUUCAUUGGUGAGAAUGCCAAAGAAUGCAUAAAAACAAAUUCGUUCCGUAACCUAUCAAAAGAUGCGUUGAUAAGCUUGAUUUCAUCAGACUAUCUUUGUCUUGAAGAAGAAGAUGUUUGGAGAGCAGUACUCGCUUGGGCCAAACACCAGGCCGGUGUUACUCAACCUACAGCACAUUGGGCUGAAGAGGAACGUGCAAGAGUGUGUCAGCAUUUAGCUGGAGUUAUUGGACACGUUAGAUUAUUACUUAUAGAUAGCCAAGUUUUUGCCGAAGAAGUGGAACCAACAGGAGCAGUGCCUAUAGAGCUCUCUUUAGAACGAUAUAGAUAUGCAGCACUGCACAGUAAUGGAGUAAUCGGUAAAAAUUCAAAUGUUGCACUUGGUGCACAAGCGGCCAUAGCAAAUGAUUGCAAUGACAAAAGAUUGCAACCACGUUUAACAGUAAAUCUAUUCCCCGGAUCUGCUAUAUUACAGGGAGAGAAAAUGUCUUUGCAAAAUAUUUUAAAUGGAUGGUAUGGAAAGAAUAAGCAAUCAUGGAGAUUGAUAUUUCGAGCUUCGUGCCAUAAGUUUUCUGCAACAGCCUUUCAUAGACAUUGUGAUGGAAUUUCACCAUUAUUUGUAAUAUUAUUAGGAACCCAUGGAGAAAUAUGUGGCGGCUUUACAGACGUGCCUUGGAGCAAAAACAACAGUAAAGGUGGAUAUAUAUUCUCAGAAAAAUCAUUUCUUUUCACUCUACAAAAUGAACAUGACCCACCCACUCGAUUUGAUGUUAUAAAGAAACCUUACGCUCUUUGUUAUCAUCCAGAAUGUGGUCCAAUUUUUGGAGCAGGUGCAGAUUUAUUUAUUUCACCUGGGUGCAAUAAUAAUUUAGACAGCUAUUCAAAUCUGCCACACUCUUACGAUGGACCUAAUGCUUCUUGUAGUAGUCUUAUGGGAGAUUAUAAUUUUUCUGUUUUGGAUUAUGAGGUUUUUACUGUUGAAAUCAUGAAUGAUAUGCCGGCUGGCAAAUCGAAACAUGAGAGAUUGUACUGA
Messenger RNA from Ctenocephalides felis (cat flea), 1569 nucleotides. RefSeq lists its product as uncharacterized. The transcript has 9 exons. The record is from RefSeq and is a predicted model, not a curated record. The coding region runs from base 1 to 1569 and encodes 522 amino acids. Gene Ontology annotation, molecular function: protein binding. NCBI's taxonomy places the organism in Eukaryota, Metazoa, Arthropoda, Insecta, Siphonaptera, Pulicidae.